Felis catus (domestic cat) is the source of this 2822-nucleotide messenger RNA. RefSeq names its product transforming acidic coiled-coil containing protein 3 (gene TACC3). The transcript is spliced from 16 exons. The record is from RefSeq and is a predicted model, not a curated record. The coding region runs from base 134 to 2665 and encodes 843 amino acids. Gene Ontology annotation, biological process: mitotic spindle organization; cerebral cortex development; cell population proliferation. Gene Ontology annotation, cellular component: cytoplasm. NCBI's taxonomy places the organism in Eukaryota, Metazoa, Chordata, Mammalia, Carnivora, Felidae.
GCCGCCGGCGCCCCGUGCGUCCCGCCCCCGGCCGCGCGCUGAUUGGCCGCGGGCGCCAACCGUCGGUAUUUGAAUCGGCGGCGGGCGGACGGCGUUCCGGACUCGGCGGCGCCUCCCGCUCCUUCGGCUUUGUAUGGCCGCCGGCAGGAUGAGUCUGCAGAUCUGCAACGAUGAAAACGUCACUGGUGACAAAAGUGCAGAAAACUGUGAGUUCCUGUUUUCGCCACCAGAACCUACCGGAAGAUUAUCUGUGCUUCGUCUGUCCCAGAAAGAAAAUGUGCCACCCAAGAGCGUAGUCAAAGCUACGAAAGUGACUUUUCAGACUCCUCUGCGAGACCCACAGACGCACCGCAUCUUGAGUCCUGGCAUGAGCAGCAAGCCCGAGGCUCCUUUUGCUCUGGAGGACACUGUUGGGCUGGAAAAUUCUCACCAAAACUGGGCCCAGAAACAGAACCAACAGUUCACCAAGGAAGUUGACACCAAAAUGACCAAUGGAAUUGUCCAGAAACCAUUGAUGGGCAAUGCCAGCCUGCCUCCAGGGGAUGUGAGACCAGCCUCUGAAGAUAGGCCGUAUUCCAGUGGACCCACCUCUGCUCCCCUGGCCAGCCUGGGUCCCUCAAGCUCUCCCCAGAUGCCAGAAAGUCUUGAAAAUCAAGUGGCAUCUCUAGGACAAACGUCUGGGAGCCCUGAGCAAGCCUUGGAGGAAAAUGCGUGUUCUUGUUUCUUCGAGGAAAGUAUUAUAUCCACCUCAGAAAUCCUAGAAGACCCUUCCCAGAUGGCUCUCGAGGACAGAACGGAAGGUCCUCGUGGGGCUGCCAGAGAAAGCUCCAGCCGGGUCCCUGCUUCCUCAGCCGGGGCUACUUUGCCCCCUGCUACUCUCCUCAAAGGAGCAGGUGGAGAAGGGCCCCUCGAAGACCUGCCUGGCGAGGCCCCCGCUGGCCCUGAAGACACUUCUGGUCCUGGGAACACCAUCCUGGACGGCCCCCUGAACGCUGGAGGGGCCACAUCCCCAAGUCCUCAGAAGGAAGAAGCCGACGGCCAGCAGGCUGCCUCUUGGAGGCGCGGGCCCACAGGGCUAGAAUUUGAUUUGUCUGCCAAUGCCGUCAGCAGAGGGAAAGCGGGGAAGGGACCCAGCCUGAAACCUCCCUCUAGGAUACCAGAGCCGAGGCAGGAAAAGGCACCCGAGGAGGCAGGUGAGGGGCCCGUUCCCCUCCCCCGGGGGUCUUACGACCUGGAUUGGAGCAAGCUGGAUGACCCGAACUUUAACCCAUUUGAAAGUGGAGGAGAGACCCUACCCCCAGAGUGCCCCCAGAGCAGGCCCGCAGCGACUGUGACCAAGCAGCCGCAGGCCGGCCUGGAGGCCACAGGGCACUGCCCCCUGAGCCAGCAGGUGCCUUCGGCCUCAGCAGAUGACAUACCCGUGACGCAGACCGCGGCAGGGACCCCGGGCGCAGGGGGCGAGGACCUUCGGCUGCCCCAGGGUGCCCCCACGGAGCCAUCCUCCUUCCAGGAGGGAGCCGCGGGCCGUGCCAGUGCGUCAGCACCGCCCCCUCCUCCGCACGGGCCGGAGCCCCCCUCGGACCUGGAUGAGGAGCACUUCCGAGACCCCGCUGAGGUUCUAGGCACGGGGGCCGACGUGGACUAUCUGGAGCAGUUCGGGAGUUCCUCGUUUAAGGAGUCAGCCCUGAGGAAACAGUCCCUGUACCUCAAGUUUGACCCGCUCCUGAAGGACAGCCCUCAGAGACCGGUGCCCGCGGCCCCGGACGCCAGCAGAGGCCGAGCCCGAGCACUUGCAACCGGCCGUGCGACCCACGAACCCGAGGACGGUUCUUCUCUGGGCUUUGGGGGAAACAGGUGCGAUUACCUUCCCUUGUGGGGUCUCAGCGCACAGGACGUGGCUGCGCCGUCCUCGGGAAGCCUGCCCGAGGCGAAGCUGCUGGACCUGGACUUCCUAGGAGCCCCGGGCGCUGCCGUGCUGGAUGCCCCUCCGUGCAUCUUCGGGCCUGGGGGUCCCCUGCUGCCCACGGGCCCCAUCGUGGGCUCCAUCGUGGAGGUGCCACAGUAUAGCCAGAAGGACAUGGACGCGGCGGUGGAAGCCGCACGACAGGAGAACGUGCUGCUCAGGAGCAGGUGUGAGACGCUCCACGCGAAAAACCUGGAAAUGGGGAAGAUAAUGGACGGGUUCGAGGGGAUCGUGUACCAGGCGAUGGAGGAGGCUCAGAAACAGAAGGAACUCGCAAAAGCUGAGAUCGAGAAGAUUCUGAAGGAGAAAGAGCAGCUGACUGCAGACCUGAGCUCCAUGGAAAAGUCUUUCUCUGACCUGUUCAAGCGGUUCGAGAAACAGAAGGAGGUGAUCGAGGGGUACCGCACGAACGAAGAGUCGCUGAAGAGAUGCGUGGAGGAUUACAUAGCGAGGAUUGAAAAGGAGGCCCAGCGGUACCAGGCCCUGAAGGCCCACGCGGAGGAGAAACUCCAGCGCGCCAACGAGGAGAUCGCCCAGGUGCGCAGCAAGGCCCAGGCGGAGGCCUUGGCCUUCCAGGCCAGCCUGAGGAAGGAGCAGACGCGCGUCCAGUCACUGGAGAAGACGGUUGAGCAGAAGACUAAGGAAAACGAGGAACUGACCCGAAUCUGUGAUGACCUCAUUUCCAAGAUGGAGAAGAUCUGACCAGGAGGCCCCUUCCCAGCACCCCUGCCCCGUCUGUCUGUCCGUCUGUCUGUCUGUCUGUGGAAGGUGUCGUGUUCUUUCUUUUUUCUUCACUUCGGCUCGUUUUUAAAUUAGAUUGCUUUAACAAGAAGACUAAUAAAGUUUCCCUUCGGUUCAA